AUGAGCUUGAAGAUACAUCCUUUUUGGUGUGAUGAUCAAGUUAUUAAAAAUGUAAAACCAAUAAUAAGUGAGUUAUUUGAUAUGUUACUGGAAAAUAUUGAGGUUAAAAGAAAGAAGGAAAAUUACCUAAAUAAUAUAUUGAUUGAGAAAAAUAAGUUCCAACUAGAUACAAAAGAGCAGGAAUUAAAUCCAAAUUUGGAGCAAGAUGAAGAACAAAAAAGAGUGAUCAUGAGUAGGAAGGUAAGGAAUGAAGCAAUCCAAGAAAGAAUAAAAAUUGUAGAUAGAGAAAUAACAAUCCUAGAUGGUCAAAUGAGAUUAAGACUAGGAAUUAUUGCAAGUUUAAUCUUUGGAAACCAGUCAGUUCUGGUAUUUAAACAGUGGAAUGAAAAUUACUCCGAAAUAAGUCAAGAUUACGGUUUAUUAUGCUCUUCAUCUAAUAUUAAUAGUAACUUUAUAACAAAGCUUUCUGUGUUUAGAGAAAUUGAAGGUUCAAAUAAGAAUAAUUUAGUGUUUGAAAUGAAACAAGAAAUAUCAGAAUUACAAGAAAAGACUUUUUUACUAUGUCUUUCAGAUAGUAUUACUAGUAACCAUUCAAUAUAUAUUACUAAGCUUUCAUUUUCUUCAUAUAAUGAUUCAGAGGAAAUUCGUACCCAUACAGAAAAUAAUUACAUCCAGCUUAAAGAUUCUGAAGGUAAAAAUGAGCUUGAAUACUAUGAAUUUCUGGAAAUGGACAAAGAAGGGUAUGAUCAAAUUUUGGUAAGAACGAGAGUUCCAAAUGACCAGAAAUGCUCAAAUUUCAAACUUAUAUUACUGGAUAAUCACAAAAAUCUGGUUGGAAAUGGUAAUUUGUUAUCUGAAACAAAUAUGAUAGGUUCUCAAAAUAUUUGUUUUUGGAGCUUGAAAUUGGAAAAUUCUCAAUUCAAAAAUUCUGAUCUACUGGAAAUUGUGCAAAGACACAGAGACAGUGGAGCUAUCUUUCCCGUAUCAAUAGUGAAGUUAUUGCCUUUAAACCAUGAAAAUCGUAUGGGUAGAUCUAUUUUCUCAAACUCCACUUUGUUUAAAGUACUUUUCUUAAUUUUGAACUUAAUCCCCAUAACAUUACUUACAUUUGGAGUUUAUAUAAUUCUGAUCGAAAUUUGGACGAUAAUACCUCCAAAAUUAUUUAAAAAUAAGAAAUACCUUAUUAAUCCUACAUUAAAAUCUAGUAGAUAUCAACCAAGAGCUAAUAAUUGUGGCAAAGAAACCUUUAGCAAUACAGAAAAAGAAAGAAACAUCAGUAGGCAUGACAAUAUAAAAGAAACUAAGCCAGUGCAACUCUCCAACUUUGAUAUCGUCACCAAAAAAGAUCUGAAUUCUGAAGAAUCAGGACUCUCUUCAGGGGAAAAUGAGCAGAUAGUCAAAGAUGACCCUUUCAGAUAUUUUGACUCGGACUGCUCAAUUAGCACUCACACAGGUAUUUAA
Molecule: messenger RNA, 1461 nt
Organism: Cryptosporidium ubiquitum
Lineage: Eukaryota; Apicomplexa; Conoidasida; Eucoccidiorida; Cryptosporidiidae
Exons: 1
Coding region: 1-1461 (486 amino acids)
Source: RefSeq, a predicted model, not a curated record